Melanotaenia boesemani (Boeseman's rainbowfish) is the source of this 3167-nucleotide messenger RNA. RefSeq lists its product as uncharacterized. Bases 122 to 1933 code for a protein of 603 amino acids. The transcript has 5 exons. The record is from RefSeq and is a predicted model, not a curated record. Gene Ontology annotation, biological process: DNA integration; DNA recombination. Gene Ontology annotation, molecular function: DNA binding. NCBI's taxonomy places the organism in Eukaryota, Metazoa, Chordata, Actinopteri, Atheriniformes, Melanotaeniidae.
GUGACAUCCGGCGGAAGUGAGCGAAACGGCGAGAGCGAGAGCUUUACUUUUGUGUUUACUUGGCGGGAAUACGGCUGCGUUUCGGUGUGUGAGCGGAGUGUGUGAGUGUGUUUCAGCAACAAUGUCUUCAGUUCAGCAUCUGAGAGAGUUUAUCAGCGCGCGACUAACUGCUGCUGCUGAAGAAAUAUUCACAGAGUUUGAAAAAACCAUCGUCCAGUACGAAGAAGAGAUCGAUCGUCAGCGCAGACUGCUGGAUGUCACCUGGAAGCCUCACAUCCACCUAAACCCGAUAGAGCUCCCACAGCAUUUUACCCAUGAGGAGGAGGUUGCUCUCACCCACCAAGAGCUCUGUAACCAGGACAGAAGCUCCACCGUGGACCAAGAAGAACCAGAACCUCCACAGAUUAAAGAGGAGCAGGAGGAAAUAUGUACCAGUCCAGAGGAAGAGCAGCUUGUACUGAAGGAGGAAACGGAGAGCUUCAUGAUUGCUGUUACUCAUGAGAACAGGGAGCAGAGUAAACCAGAAACCAGCAGCGAGCAGCUUCUCUUUCAGAUCUCUGCUUUAGAUGAGACUCCAGAAUGUGAAGGAAGCAACCAUGAAGACUCAGAAUCAGCUGCAGAUGGAGAGUCAGAACCAGAAAAUCAGCGUCACAGAGACAGAAGUGAUGAAAGUCACAGCAGUAAUGUGGAAAACUCUGGAACGUCAGGGAGUCUCUGUGCGCCUGGCAUGGCUAAAAAGUCUGUCAGCUGUGAUUUUUGUGGAAAAGUUUUUACACAGAAAUACAAUAUGAUGAGACAUCGAAGAACACACACAGACUUGGAUGAAGCAGAAGAGAAAGAGAGAAGAAAACAUGAGAAGAAGGAGAUGCGACACAAGGAGGUGACAACGGAGGAACUGAACAAUUUAGAGGCUGACAAGGACGAGGUAAACACAAAUAAAAGCUCGAAAUGGGCAGUUAAAACAUUAAGAGACUUCCUGGCUCAGAAAAACAUGGACAUCAGCUUUGAGAGCUACGCUGCCUCGACUCUCAACGACGUUCUGAGACUCUUUUAUGCGUCUGUCCAGUCGACUAAAGGAGGAGGAGAGUACAGCGUUGCCAGUUUGAGGAGUUUGAGAGCCGGCAUUAAUCACCACUUAAGAGACGUCAACAUCAUUAGCGACACUGCGUUCAAGAGCAGCAAUGCGGUUUUUAAGGCGAUACUGAAACGUUACAGAAAGAGCGGCAAAGACACCAGCUUCCACCAUCCUCGCAUCCCCGAGUCGGACCUGGAGAUAAUCAGAUGUUCACCUGCGCUGUCUCCUGAAACGCCCCUCGGCCUCGUCAGAAAGGUGUGGUUUGACAUCCAGCUGUGUUUGGCUCGGCGUGGCAGGGAGGGAAACCGUGAGCUGACCAUGACAUCUUUCAACAUCCAGAGAGACGAGGCUGGCGUUGAAUACGUCAGCCUCGCGCAGAAUCCCGACGCUAAAAAUCACAAAGAUCCAAACAACCCACACAAGCAAAGCCUAAGAGGUUUCAUGCUGGCAAGGCCCGGGGAUCCCCUGUGCCCGGUACAAAGCUUCAAGAAGUACAUCUCUAAAUGUCCCCCAGACGCUAAAUCUUUUUAUCUGCACCCGAAGCGCUCCAUCACCACGGCAUCUGAUGUGUGGUACUCCAGGGAGCCGAUGGGCGUCCACUACCUGGGAGACAUGCUAAAAAGAAUCAGUGAAGAGGUGGGUCUGUCGCGGAUUUACACGAACCACAGCCUCCGAAGGACGGCUGUAGGCCGACUCUCAGACGCCGGGCUGGAGACGCGCCAGAUCAGGUCUGUGACUGGACGUCGCUGUGAAAGCAGCCUGCAGGCUUACAGGGCUCCAUCAGUCCAGGAGAAACAAGAAUGGAGCAACAUUUUGUCGUCCUGCAACGUCCCAACCAGCAGCGGUCAGGGUCCAUAAACGUUACACUGAUGUAGCAGAGUCUUCUCAGCAGUAGAAGUGGAAGAAGGAAGGUGUUGAUGAGCAGCCGCUCGGUACCCAGGAGGCUGGCUUCAGUCUUCAUCAGGAGGAAGCAGAAGCUCCACAGAUUAAAGAAGAAGAGGAGGAACUCUGCACCGUUCAUGUGGGAGAACAGCUUGUUCUGAAGCAGGAGGCCGAUGCCGUCAUGGUGACUCCUGCUCACGAGGAACAUAUUACCGGUGACUUAAAACCAAACCAGGAGCAGCUCCUUUCUCAGGUUUCUCCUGAAGAUAAGAGCCAAGACCAUCUGAAUUAUUUUAACAUGUAAUCGUGUCUGUUUUGUAAAUAUGGUGUUGAUCUUUUCAUCCGGUUUUCUGGGAGUGAACUGAAGUCCCAGGAGAGGAGGGACGUCUCAGCUCCUGGUUUUUCCCAGAUGGAGGUUUUCUGUCCCGCUUCAUGACUCCUGUCUUGGUCUGUGUUCCAGCUAAUCUGGGUGUUUCUAUUCUCAUUCGUCUUGUAAUAAAUGGAAGUGGUUUACACGAGGAGCUCCGCUGUUUUCAGACACCAGUUACGCAACAUUAAUGGCUUCAUGAGCUGAAGGGAGGGUAUUAUUUGUCAUCAGCACGUGAUGAGCCUGUAUUUGUUUCAUUUAUGAGUUUGAUGCCAAAUUACAGCCAGGCAUCUCAGGGUAGCUCAUUUUCUACCAGUCCUACCACAUCCACUGAUACACACUUUACUGAGCUCAUAUUUGUAGAGGUCAUUUAUAUUUGCAUAUGUCGCUCUGCGUAUUGUAGACACCACUAUACACGAGUCUGUUUUAUUACUUGCUGCUUAUUUUAUUCCUUUUUACUUUUACUAAUGCUGCACUAGAGCGACAUCUGCCUGCAAACCUUCCUUGUGUGUGUGUUCAUACUUGGCGAAUGAAGCUGAUUCUGAAGUUAUUACGUUGCCUUGGGAACGUUUUACAUGUUUUAUAUCUAAACAGAAAAAAGGAAACCUCACAUGGACAAAUUAGAUAUUACAGUUACUUUUAUUAAAAUAUUACAGUUAUUUUCUAUUUUAUUUUCAUAUAAACCAAAUUCAUCCUGUGGGCCAGACUGGACCCUCUGGUAGGCCCGUUUUGUUCUCCGGGCCCUAUGUUUGACACCCCUGGGUUAGGGGGACAUUUGGCUAUAAAAAAAAGUCAACAAGGGCAAUUUGCUGAAAAAGGUUUGGGAAACAGCAGCAACACAGC